AUGCCUUUACAGCCGUCCUCUUCUCAUUCCGAAAGGAAGAAUAGGAUCCACCUCCAUGCUUCUUCAAGAAAUUCCAAGCAGCAAGAAUGGGAUAGAGAGUUAGUAGCAUUAAUCAUCAAACUUUUGGGUGAAAACGAUCAUGAUUCGCUAGCUCUCAUCGCUAGAAAUGCUGGUAUUCCUCCACAGUUGCGUCAUGCAGUGUGGCCAAUCUUGUUGAAGUAUCAUCCUAUGGUUAUUUCUCCAAAUAUUUUAUCAAACACGCUAGUUUUGAAGGACGAUGAGAACGAAACGGAAUUACAAUAUUUCCCAGAAGAUCGAACCGACGACGAAAUCUCAGAUCUAAUGGACAACGAAUUAAACAAAUACUUUCAAGUGAGACAUUCUGUUCCCGUACCUCCAGAAAUUCAGCAUAUCAAGAGUCGAUUGAAAGAUUGUGUCUGGCAAUUUUUGAAGAAGUGGGGCAAAAUUUGUAAGUAUGAAUCUGGUUUAAUUUGGAUAGCUCUUGGGUUGGCAGAAUGGUGUCCAAUGUCAACUGGUGAUGAUUUGGUAUUAAGUGGAAAAAAGCACCACAAUCAUAACUCUGCAUUAUUCCACCUAUAUAAUGAGUAUCCGAUGCUCGACCAUUUGGUGCAAAAAUUACCUGUACCGGAGUUCUCAUUCGAUGCUGUUUAUGAACGUUUAGUUAUGGUACUCUUUCAUUCUCCGGUUCUAGACGAAAAACCUGACAAUUCUACCUAUUAUCUCUUUAAAAGCGGUAAUUUAAACCAACAAUCACAACUGUUCUUCAAAAUUUUCGCAAAGACCUUACCUGAACUUUACCAACCUAUCACGGAUGAAGGUGCUUUACAAGGUUCCAAAAAAAUCACAUGGCUGUAUUGGUGGAUCAAGUGUUGCGGUUGCAAAGUCUUGCAUCGUCAGGAUAGAGCUAGAAUAUGGGAUGUUUUAUUAGGCUGGAGGCCGCGACCAGAGUCAAUUAACUACUACCUUGACUACAAUCGUAAAUCAUUUGAAAGUAUCUAUACUAAAGAAUUGAGGUUGCCUGAAGAUGUUUUCCACAGGAUAUGUAAGGGUGAACAUGACGAAUUCUGGUUCCCAGACUUAAUGUCUUUGAAGCUAGGUAAAAAUGGGUUGAAUACUGAUAAAGACGUAAUAAGAGAGUUAAUUAGAAGGAAUAAGUAUGGCGAAGAACCCGAACCUCACGAAAAUGAAAUCCCAUACUCACUUCUAAACCCUCGAACCCAACUCUUGUUCAUUUACGUGGCCAUUAUUCAACAUAAUGAGUUCAAACUCUUGGAGUUUGAAGAAACUGAAAUUACAGAGUUCUUAAAUAAUGUGCCAUUAAUCUCAAAAUUUGAUGACUACAAUUUCAAAAAAAUGUACGACGAUGAUAUUACUAGCGGAAGUUCCACAGACACAGACGAAUCUAUUAUCUCUUUAACAAGGCCGUCGCUUAAUCAUAUGAUGAUUGAAGUCGGGACGGAUGAUAAAAUUGCUAAUUCUUUUGACGAAAUUUACCAGCAGGCUGGUGACAUCUGGAGAAACUGGGCUUGGCAAGAGAUGGAAGAGUUUGUUGAGGACUAG
Kluyveromyces marxianus DMKU3-1042 is the source of this 1581-nucleotide messenger RNA. It is a transcript of the gene OCA5, whose product is annotated as Oca5p. The record is from RefSeq and is a predicted model, not a curated record. The transcript has a single exon. Lineage: Eukaryota; Fungi; Ascomycota; Saccharomycetes; Saccharomycetales; Saccharomycetaceae. Bases 1 to 1581 code for a protein of 526 amino acids.